AUGGAAAUGGAUUCGCGGUCUCUCGAACUGAUGCGGCAGCAGUCCGACCUGUACGAGAACAAGCGGGAGCACAGUACACAGCAGACGCAGUACCAGCUUCUGCCCAAGCAGGAGGAAAUGCACCAACGCGCUUUAAAUGGAGCCUUCCUCCAGUCUUAUCGGCAUCUUGGGGAGGCUGCUGUCAAUCCGAUACGACAAUUGCAACCUGCGCGUGGAGCUAAUCAAGGUGGAGAGCAAUAUUUGUGGCAGCUGGGGGCAAGCGCACGCAGCUGCGGGUUUCGAGACAAAGGCCAGCACCUUCUUGUACUGUGGCUGUUCAUUCGGAGCUUGUCGUUGCGUGAUCUCGGGCUCAAUGCCGAUGCCAUGGACAAAGGCAUCCGGGCGUUUUGGCUGCGCGCAGCAGCUGCACUGAGAGAUCCAACGCCAAGUUCCAGUAAAGAACUCGAGGAUGUGGUGAGCUUGUUUCUGAAGGAAAUGUUCAAGGGCAGAGCACCAGCAAACACAGCAGCGGAUGGUACUAACAACGUUACGGUACCUUUGAGUCGAGAGAGCUCCGUUAUUCACGUGGUCGCGCAUCUAUUCUUGCACGCGCUCACGUCGUGUACUAUCCAGCGCCUGCUGCUUUCUGCGUGCACGAUGCAGAGCAACGCGACCAGUAAGCCGCAGCUUCAAGAGCGAUUUGUGUUGUUACUGUCGGAUCUGUACGACGCGCUGGACGGCGUGUUGGGAGAGGUGGCAGCGGAUAUGGUCCGAGGAAAUCAAGCGUUAUCGAUGCCCGCGCUGUCGCAGUUCGCUGCGCUGCGAGUGGAGAUCUCGUCGUUGCUUCUGAGUCAGGAAGUCGCGGGCUCCCUGUCCGAGGCGAUAAACUCAGCGUUCCAGACGUUUGUCGCCCUGGCGCGCGAGGCGAUGAUCGUGCCGAUAAACAUGCAGCAGCAAGCAAAAAACUACGCUCAGCAGCAAAAACCUUUCGCGGCACGACCAGGAUACAACGACCCGGAAUGGAACCAGCGGUGGUUGCUGGAGCCUGGCUCGCUGCAAAUGGCUCGCGUGGAGUCGGCGACGGAUACGGCAACAGGCUCGCUGGGUCUGGCCGACUUCGCGCAAAUUAUUUAUGAAUUCGGCGGCAUUGACGUCAGCAUUGCAGAGGACAUGGCGAGUGCGUCGUUGCAAUCGGCGUACUCACUUUCAAGCGGGGCAACAGCAACUCCGAUGACGUUGGUAUUGGACGGUAAACUGCGCGUGUUUCGCGCACUGCCCAGCGGCAUGUCGUCCAUGGUCUCGGCGGCCGGUGGGUGGUCUCUCGGUGACUACAUGGCAACAAUCUCGGACGAUGCGCAUAUACUUAGCGUGGAUUUCUUUCUCUUCGCCGACGUCAAGGCGAUUGGUGCACGACAAACGGACCGUCAAGUAUCGAGGAAUGCGAGCCAAGCUGUGGUAGAGUUGCGCCGAGUUGGUCUAACGAUCAAGCUGGAGGAAGACGGCAGCAUUGGAGAGGCCGGGGAUUUAUUCGCGUUCGUGCACGGAACCGCGUACAGCUCAAGCUACACGCACCAAAACACGUCAGUCACGCAGCGACUGCAAGCGCUAAAACUAUCGGAGACUUCGACUGUGGAUCGAGCAACAGUCUGGAGAGAGGCCAAGUGGGCCCCAAUGUGGAAGCUGCAGGCAGGUUUUAUCGCGUUGCCUCGGGUUGGGUUCGUUUAG
Molecule: messenger RNA, 1704 nt
Organism: Phytophthora sojae
Lineage: Eukaryota; Oomycota; Peronosporomycetes; Peronosporales; Peronosporaceae
Exons: 2
Coding region: 1-1704 (567 amino acids)
Source: RefSeq, a predicted model, not a curated record